Porites evermanni is the source of this 5213-nucleotide messenger RNA. Lineage: Eukaryota; Metazoa; Cnidaria; Anthozoa; Scleractinia; Poritidae. The record is from the annotation of a GenBank genome assembly.
GGGCUGUGGUGGAAAGAACAUGGCGUCCCGAGGAUGGUCUGCGAUGGUUAGAAGGCUGCAGACAACGCGAUGUAUUCGAGGAACAUCGCCUUUGGGAGGUGGAAAUUACUCUGCAGCAAAAGAAAUAGGUAGCAAAGUUUACAGGAGAUCAUUCAUGACAUCCCUUUUUCGUCAUGGUAAGGCGAUCACACAUCUCAGAAAAGUCAGAAAACGACAAAUAUCGUAGGCUUCCAAAAAUAACCGUAAAAACGUAUGAUGUGGGCUGUAAAAUAAGGCUAAAAUAAACCUCACUGUGAUCGCUGUAUUCUGGGGGAGGAAAAGACCACUGUCAUUUUUUCAGCUGGUUGGGCUUGAUCGAUUCAGUAUUAAAGGAGGAAUCAAAAGCAUAGACUUCCAAAUCCACUGUUGCAUAAGCGUGAGUGUUACUUGUUGUUCUUUGGGUAGAGGAUGAUCUUUGGUCAUAUGGCGAUUUAUUAGUGGGGUUACUUAGAUUUAAAUGUGAUUUCCGCGAUGCUCCUGUGUUGUCCAAAAAUAGACUCCAAUGGAGUUGGGGAUGUGGGGGAGUGUUGGGCUAUACUAGGCCUUUUUUGCUGGGGUAUUGGCUUAAGAGUUUUAAUUGCAUCAGGGUAUGGGCUUUUUCCUUCACACGACCAAAGACUAGGUUUGUGUCACAUCAAUCAAACAAACUUGUCAAAUGUAGAUUAUUGUUAUCAACAUGGUAAGGGUUUGAUGUCCAGAGUAGAAUGCACACACCAAAACUUGGGUUGAGAAUACUAUUAUUAUUAUUAAUAGUGAUAUUAUUAUUAUGUACACCCAGGGAACUAUUUCAGUGACAGAUCAAACCUUUUAUUUUACUACAAGAUGAGACUUUGACUGUUUGUUCUAGCUGCAGCAUCCUUUUCUCUCUUUUCAUGUUUGUUCUUUUAUCCAUCCCUGGAAAAAGAAAACAAAAAACAAGGAAGAGAGCAAAAAAAUUUGUAUACCUUGUUUCUUAAAUGGUGACAAAAUAAUGUAGUUAUUUCUUCUUUCAUCUUGAUGAUUGGCUUUUGAUUCCUCCAUGCAAGGCUAAAGGUCUCAUAUUGAAAUUGUAUGAUCAAGGCAAAGAGCAAUCAUUAUAAAUAUGAAAGAAUAUUUGAAUUGCCACCAGUUUGAAAUGAUAAGGUGUAUUAGGUGAUAACAUUAUUAUAUUACAUACAAGUAUUCAUGAAGCUUGUUAUUUAUGAUUUUUCAAGGUGUCCCAACGACACAAAUCCUCAUGCCAGCUCUAUCACCCACAAUGGAGGAAGGAACUAUUGUUAAGUGGCUAAAAAAGGAAGGUGACAAUGUCUCCCCAGGGGAUGUACUUUGUGAGAUUGAAACUGAUAAGGCUACAAUCUCCAUGGAUACUGAAGAGGAAGGAAUUUUGGCAAAGAUAAUAGUCCCAGAGGGAAGCACAAAUGUAAAGAUAAAUAAACUGAUUGCACUGAUGGUGGAGGAGGGUGUGGACUAUACACAGGUUGAAGUUCCAAUAGAUACAGGUACAAGACCUUCAAUUUACACCCUUUAUUACAGAAUUUAUGUGUGCUUUACUCCCGUUAUGAAAAUUUGUGGAUCCUCUUAAGCCUCGUGAUUCAAACAAACAAAAAUGUUUUGAGUUAAUGUUAGUUAAAAGUCUCUGACAGGAGACUGAAAGACUGACUUGGCUUAUUGUCAUAGUACUAAUUAAUGAUUAAUUAACUUAUUGAUGGAAAAAAAAAAUAAAAGAAUUGUUUCGGUGAGGCUGCCUUUAGUUUAAACACUGAGUAUCGGAUUGCAUUGGUGACAAUAACCCUAUAGAGUUCUUAGAAAAGAGAGUCUAUUGCAGUCAACCCUGACACUUGUAAUGUUAUUAUGUUUCAUUUGAAAAACAAACAAAAUUGUUCUAUCAAGCACUUAUAUUAACCAUUCGUUCUCUUAAGAUGAGUCAGACAAAACAGAAGUUUCUUCAGAUCAGAGCAGCAGUACUGGUCACAGUGACACCACUGUGCUGAUAUCACCAGCUGUUAGACUACUUCUUGAGACAUAUCAGCUGAACCCUGGACUCAUCCCAGCCACUGGUCCAAAAGGAAGACUGCUCAAGGGUGACGUGUUGAGGUUUGUGGUUCAAGGAGGAAAGCCCUUCACAAAACCAGAAGAAGCUAAGAUUCCUACGCAAGCUGCCCCACCAUCAGAAAAAUAUGUUCAGUCAGCUUUGCCUCAGCCAACAGCUCCACCCCAAAAAACUAAACCCUCAACUCAGACAAGAAGUAGGUACACUGUUUUCUCUUUAAGAAGGGUGUGACUAUUUUGGCUCCAUUAGAUAUGAAAUAAACCGUCAGUCUAUGGCCCAUUUGUCUCUUUAUGAUGCAUAAUUAGGGGUAUAGAAUGGUAAAUUUAAGACUGCAAGACCCCGCUUUCAAAAUUAGAGACUUAAGAAAACAAGACUUGGAGACCUAUCAGAAAUGCUCCCAAGAUUUUGAGAUUGGCUCCAAAUUUUCGGAAGGCCCUCGAAUGUUGAGGAACCAUUCUUUACCCCUUGCAUUGAUGGGCAAUAUGUACCUUUACAAUGAGUCAAGAGUAGCUACAGGUCUCUAGGGCCUUAGGGCACCAUGACAUUUUGGAUCUUUGUUAAUCUAAUAAGAAUGCUAGCUACAUAUACUGCACCUGCUCCAUGCAGAACACACUUAGGAGGGACUACUGUGAUUAAAGAUUAAAGGAGGUGCAUAGGUGGGGUUGGAAAAAUAUUAAUAUUUGAAUUUUUGAGGGCCAGUGCAAUAAUUAGUUUUCUUUGAAGUUAUAGGACCUUAUUCGUUUCUUUAAGUUAACACCUUAUUGUCUAUGAGAACUGUAAAAUUGUAGGGGUUGGAGUUGAUUUGCAUCUAUGAAUUGUCAAUCCCUGGUUUUUAAGCCUUGUUGUUAAAAAUAUUUUUCACUACUUUAAAACUCAGUAGAUUAAUAAUAUUAUUGCAUUCUGUUUUGCAGACACAAAGCUUGUUUCACCAAAACCAUCUGAUGCAGUUGGCACAACAAAAUACAUUGACAUACCUAACACAAGUAUGAGGAGUACCAUUGCUAAGAGACUUGCGGAAUCUAAAGCUACUGUCCCACACACUUAUGCUUCUACAAACUGUGUUAUGAACAAUCUUAUUGAACUGAGAAAAGGUCUUGAGGUGAAGGUUUCUAUAAAUGAUUUUGUUAUCAAAGCAGCGGCCUUGGCUCUGAGGCAGGUUCCAGACAUGAAUGCCAUCUGGGAUGGAAAAGAGGCUCAGUUACUUAGUGAUGUAGACAUCUCUGUCGCUGUGGCAACUGACUCAGGGCUUAUAACACCGAUUGUUAAAACAGCGGAUAAUCUAAAAGUUGCAGAGAUUUCUUCUGUUCUCAAGGUAAUAAUUCAGUAAUAGAAGCAUGUACAUGAUUUCUUGUAAUUUUAGCUCUAUGAUUCAUGCAAGGUGUCUUUAGAACUUUGCUUCCCUUUUAACUGCUGUAAGUGCACUGCCUUUUAAAUAGGAAUCAAUCACAAAAAUAGAACGUUUUCUCGACUUUAUAAAGCCAUAAAAUUCAUCUGUUAACCCUUUGGGCCCUUUCACAGGCCCAAAUGACAGAUUUCCCUACCCUUUCGUAUGGUUGUUGUUUGUUCCCUCUGCACCCAUUGUACCUCCGUCGAAAUACAAGCGCGCGGAGGGGGGGUGGGGAGACUGCAAAGGGUUAUACACCUGAAAUGAUUGUUUUUGCAAUACCUGAUAUCAAUCGUAUCAGUACUCAAAAGAUGGAGAUAGGCUGCAGCUGUGUGGUAACCGUGUGGCUCAACGUUUCCUUUUAUCAACUUUUAAAAAGGAUUUUGUUUAAACCAUUUACGAUUUUCUAUAGGCACUUUGUUCAGUAAGUUGUUAAGGAACAUUUCAGUGAGAGGAUGCAGUUUUUCUUGUCUAAUUAAGCAUUUUUCUUGCCCAUACAUUGUGGACCAAUGUAGACUCCAUGUUACUAGGAGGCAAUAGAUAAAACCAAAUUAUUCUUGGGUUGCACGUGACGUCACCAAAAAUCAAACUAAGAAACUAUCGAUUCUUCUGAGUUUCUACUUUCACGAGGUAUUACAGUACCUAAACACCUUUACAUAAAAUAAUUUUUGGUUCGAAAGGGUUCUUCGUUUUGCGAGAGAGGACGCUUGAAUUUCCAGGCUUUUGCGUGACGGGGCAUUUAGCUGGCGGCCGGGAAAGCUCUUACGUGGGUUAAAAACAUGACCGAUUUUGGGAGAUUUUGCAAUCUAAACGUUCCUUGUCUCAGAAUAAAUAUUACUGUAAUCUGUAUGAGUUCUUCAAGCGAAGAAUUCACGCAUUAGUAGGAAAACUCGAAAACAGAUGUUUCUGUUGGUAUCCGGCGGCCAUAUUGGUGUUCCUGAAAGGCACACCAACAUGGCGUUUCCAUACAAAGCUUUAUAAAUUUAGGUAAACCGUUUUUCCCAAUAUCUCGCAUUUGAAAUAUUUCACAGACCUGAUUCUUGGCAAGGGUUUUUGUAUAUUUAUCUUUUUUUAUUUCCCAGAUUCUAGUCCUUCUGUAUUGAAUGGUUUGCAUUUUUAUUUUUCAUUGCGUGACAGUGCAAGCCAAGAAUACACGCUUUCAAGUUGUUUCCUUAACAGAUUAAGUGUGAAUGUUUGUUAGAAUUCCAUUUGGGCAUCAUAAGGGUUUUUUUUAGAAAUUAUUAAUAUUCCUUCCCUUCCCCUUUUGCCACCCUCUUUUGCACAUGUUUGCACUCUGUGCUUCCAUACCCCAGGAAACAUUGUUUUGCUUUCAGUCUACAAAUUAAUAAGCCUCUAUUUUUUUUCCAGGACCUGGCAAGCCGCGCUAGAGAAGGCAAGUUAAAAUUGCAUGAGUUCCAAGGUGGCUCCUUCACUAUUUCCAACCUUGGAAUGUUUGGUAUCACUGAGUUUUCUGCAGUCAUUAAUCCACCACAGGCUUGCAUUAUGGCUGUGGGUGGUACCCAUCCUGUGCUCACCGCAGUAGAGGAAAUCCAAAGUGUGAUGACAGUCACUUUGUCGUGUGAUCGUAGGAUGGUGGACGAUGAAUUAGCUGCCAGAUGGCUAGAAAAUUUCAAAAAGAACAUAGAAAAUCCAUCUCGACUACUUCUGUAAAAAUGUCAAUAUAUUUUCUCUUGGGAUUGUAAAUCAAGGACAAAGACUGAUAAUAAUGUGAUCAGUUAUUUGAAAGAUUUUAAAAGUGAG